AGACGAACGAGAUGAUCAUCAGUACCGAGCUGGCGAACCGGAUGUCGCUGUUCUAUGCGCACGCGACCCCAAUGCUGAAGGUGCUGAGCGAAGCGACGUCCAAGUUCGUGCAGGACAAUUCCGACAACGUCGACAACACGACCGAAACGCUCGGCACGAUGGCGAAAGUUUGCCUCCGGAUGCUCGAGAAUCCCAAACUGUUGGCACAGAUCGAGCGGGAAGAAACGCACCUGCUGCUGCUGCGAGUAAUGGUCGGUCUGGUGAUACUGUACGAUCACGUCCACCCGGUCGGUGCGUUCGCGCGGGGCGCCCACGUCGACGUGAAGGGCUGCGUCCGGUUGCUGCAGGCACAGCCGGCCGUCACGGAACCGCUGCUGAACGCGCUCCGCUACACCACGAAACUGAACGAGGACAACACGCCGAAAAACAUUCGAAACCUGCUCGCAGCCUAAAUAAGGAAAGAAGAAAAAAAGAAGCACGCGCCCCGCGCAUCAAACGCACCCGAGACUGCAUCAGUGAUACCAAAAGCGCAAAGAAGGAGAGGAGGGAGAAAGGCGUGCGGUUGGCCGAUUGCACGAUUCCUCCUCCCCCUGUUACUAAUACUAUCGCUAAAGCUACUACUACUACUACUACUACUACUACUACUACUAUUAUCAUAACUGUACGGAUCUUUGUUUGGCACUUCAAACGAUUCAACGGAGAACCGUAAUGAAAGGCAGGCUCGUGAAAACAGGAAAAAACACGCGUGUGUAGUCGCAAGUGCUUUCCAAGUGGGGUAGUGAGGAAGCAUAUUCCUU
Messenger RNA from Anopheles merus, 797 nucleotides. Its product is annotated as CYFIP-related Rac1 interactor B-like. Lineage: Eukaryota; Metazoa; Arthropoda; Insecta; Diptera; Culicidae. Gene Ontology annotation, molecular function: small GTPase binding. The record is from RefSeq and is a predicted model, not a curated record. Gene Ontology annotation, biological process: regulation of actin filament polymerization.